This is a messenger RNA of Suillus discolor, 811 nucleotides long. RefSeq lists its product as uncharacterized. The transcript is spliced from 2 exons. Lineage: Eukaryota; Fungi; Basidiomycota; Agaricomycetes; Boletales; Suillaceae. The record is from RefSeq and is a predicted model, not a curated record. The annotation marks the transcript as partial.
CUGCUGCCUUCUGCUUUUCUUUUCUCACCAUUUUCCUUUCUUUCGCAUGCAUCUGUUUCUUGCUGCUGUUUCUUUCUCGCACUUUCACCUGUCUUUCUCGGAUCUCAAAUUUCGGCCUCGAACUUCGACUACUAACUUUCUAAUUUCGGAACCUGGUCUAUUCCCGGUCCUAUGCUGCCAACUCGGUGAGCUCUGAAGGCUCAGAUUUUUGUAUGCAUCCGCAUACAAUGAAGACAAGUCCGGCGGGGAAGCUGGCCAUGGGUCGGGAGCUUCACAGGGUGCUCCGGCACCGCUCUCUCAUGUUUACCCAUGCAGGAAGUUUGCAACUGCAAACUCUCAUCGGGUUUUCUCAGUCCGCUGAGGCAGAAAACCUGAUAAAGGGAGGUAACUUCCACCUAGCUAAUUUCAUGUGGUGAGCUAUCCCUAAGUACUGCCUUUGCCCUCCCAAUAUUGCUUUUGCCCGCAUUUGCUUAUGCGGAUGCCUCGCUUCCUCUUCGGCAAUGCUGCCGCGCUUUCACUUUGCCAUGCUUCCACUUUGGCGAUGCCGCCAUGCUACCUCUUACCUGCUACCUCUCACCAAGCCGCCUCCUUCUACGACUGUGGGGAUCCGAGGCUCACUUCGCUGCGUCGCAUUCACUCCUACUUUCUUCGGAUUUGCAGCUCACCUCGGCUCACUCUUGCACAGGUUUGGGCCGCUAUCGCGGCCGGGUGCCCCUCUCGGGGCUCCGCCCAAAUAACCAUCUGCAUCCAGUCAAUGCAAACAUUCUCUCUCACGCUCUCACCGAAACUGCUGCACGAUAGCCCCCACAAA